Camponotus floridanus (Florida carpenter ant) is the source of this 3548-nucleotide messenger RNA. RefSeq lists its product as uncharacterized. Lineage: Eukaryota; Metazoa; Arthropoda; Insecta; Hymenoptera; Formicidae. The record is from RefSeq and is a predicted model, not a curated record. The transcript has 16 exons. Bases 576 to 3530 code for a protein of 984 amino acids. Gene Ontology annotation, biological process: transmembrane transport; monocarboxylic acid transport. Gene Ontology annotation, molecular function: monocarboxylic acid transmembrane transporter activity.
GAUAAGAUAUAUAAGAUAUUGAGAGAAAAUCACAUACAAACAAGUUCAUGGAUUUUUCCAUUAUUUCAAAUAUGUGCAUGUGUAAUAGAUAUUUUUUUUAUUCAUUGUGUUCACCGAAUUCGAUUACAAUUGAUUAUACCUUGCAUGUUAUGUAAACGAAUGUUAAUAUAAUCUUCUUUGUUAUUGCAUAACAUAUGCAUGCGUAUUAUGCAUAAGAUUAUUUCUUGCUUCAAACUCGCAAGUUCCUUAAUGGAUUAUACAUGUCAGAUCUAUCAGUUCAAAAUUUUCCGUUAUAGAUUAUCUAGUAUAUUUUUUCAUAAGAAGGAGUGGAAACAAAUAGUGGAAAAACUAAAUUGCUGAUAUUGUGAUGAACGAUUAAUAACUCAGAAACAAGAGCUCAUAUAUAUUUUAUUUGAUAUUGUAUUGGUAUCUGAUUAGUGAUAUCAGUGAGUGUUAUUUGAUCAAAAAAUAUUUAUGUAAUUUGAAGCAAAUAGUUGACAGACAAGAUUUCAGUAUAGUAUUUUGCAACAUCAGUAUUAAUUUGUGCUAAACUACAUUAAAAACAAAUUUGGAAAAUGACAGAAAACAUAAGAAGAGAUGUUAAGAAAUCUCUGGAUGGUGGCUGGGGCUGGUUUGUUUGCCUUGGAAGUAGUCUAAUUACGCUUUCUUUGCGUUCUUUGGAUCCAUCUUUUGGGCUACUUUUUCAAGAUCUACUAGAGGACCUUAAUGUAGAUUCUACAGGAACGUCAAUUAUAAUGAGCGUUCUAGAUGCUAUUGUUAAUUUUUCAGGUUUUCUAGUUGGACCAUUAUUAAAAAAAUUUUCUUAUCGACAAGUUGCAUUGCUUGGAUCUCUACUCAGUUGCAGUGGUUUAAUACUUGCAUCAAGAGCUAAUAGUAUGCUUUAUAUUAUUUGCACCUACAGCAUCUUAGGAGGCCUGGGUACUGGCCUUGCGAUGGCUUGUUCCUUCGUCGCGCUGAAUACAUUUUUCGACAAAAAGCGUGGCCAAGCCGUCGGGUUUUCCAUGGCAGGAACUGCAUUGGGAAUGAUGCUCGUGCCAAUGCUAAUACACGUAUUGUUGGAUUUAUAUGGAUUUCGUGGCACAACACUUAUCAUGGGAGGAUGGGCGUUGCAUUCUGUAGUGGGGUCAUGUUUAUUACGUCCACUUAAAGAACAAUCAUUACCAGUGUCAAUCGAAAAAACGCCUGAUAAAGAACAAGAAAACGUAGCCUUAUUGAUGAAAACGAAUUCUACUGGACGGAGGAUGUCGAACGGAUCAAUUUGGACCAAAGAUCAAAAGAUGGAAGAUGAAUCAAAACUCUCAUCUAAAAAUGAAUCUUUCAUACAAAAGAUAAAAGCAACCUUUGAUUUAGAUCUUCUCAAGAAUCCCACGUACUUAAACGUCUCUCUAGGUUGCAGUCUUUACUACGUAACCGAAUCGAAUUUUAAAUUAAUGAUGCCCUUCUUUCUCUCGGAUAUCGGAAUGACGAAAGCGGAGGUCGCUUUUUGUCUAUCCUUGACUGCAUUCCUUGACAUCCUCGCUAGGCUAUUGUUGCCGACGCUUUUCGAUAAGUUUGGCUGGAAGAAGCGUAUAAUCUUUUGGAUCUUCUGUCUCCUCCUUGGAAUUUCUCGUUCUGUAUUAGCGGAACAAUCGGCAAGGAUAUCAUUGAUUAUCAUGUUCGUGAUAGCGGGAUUUUUGCGCGGCGCUACAUUGGUGAAUCUUAAUCUCUGCAUAUCAGAAUGUUGUACUUUGAAGAAGCUACCGAGUGCAUUUGGAAUAUAUAUGGUAUUCAAGGGCUUGUGCGUAGUCACUAUAAGUCCUUUAAUCGGAUAUAUCAGAGACGUCAGUGAUAGUUACAAGAUUUGCAUCCAUAUCAUGACUGCCAUAAUACUCGUUACAUUUGUUAUGUGGAGCAUGGAAUUUUUAUACAAUGUCCUUCACAAACGACAACUUGCAAUAGUUAAAAAAUUACAAAUGCAGAUUGAAUUUAUCGAAAGUGAAGGACAAGUGAGAAUUUCUAGGAAUCGUAUUCUCAUGAAGCAGAAGAGUGAUCAAUAUAAAAUUGAUAAGAUGACACAUGACAAAACAGACCAAGGCUGGGCAUGGGCGAUCGUUAUCGGCGUGAUUGUUAUCAAUUUAGCCGUGCUACCAAUACAACAGUGUUUUGGACUUAUCUUCGCGGAGCGGUUCAAAACUCUCGAUAUCACCGCGACACAGACCACUGUAAUUCUGCAUCUUAACUCAACGAUCAUGUGCAGCUUAGGCCUGAUAAGUGGGCCAAUGAUGAAAAGAUUUGCCUUUCGUCAAGUGGCAUAUUUUGGCGGCUUAACAAUAACUUCCGGAAUCUGCGCCGCUGCGUUUGCCUUUUCUCUUCCGACUCUCAUAAUAUCGUAUUGUAUUAUUAUCGGUAUCGGACAAGGAAUCAUUUAUCCAGCGACAACCUUAGCUCUAAACACGUAUUUUCGCAAGAAGCGCAACGUAGCUAUGGGUUUUUCGGUUACAAUGACCGGUUUGGGUCCAAUCUUGAUGCCUCUUUUGAUAGAUGUGCUUCUCGAGAAUUAUGCCACGACCGGCACUCUUUUGAUCCUUGCCGGGAUUGCCACACAUUCUUUCAUCGGUGCAUCGUUAUUAAAACCACUUGAAAAGCAGAAAGAGCAGAUUAUUCUGGUAAAUAAAACUACUGAUAUAUUGAAGGAAGAAAAGAUUUCGAAAAAAAUAGAGACUUCAUGUGCUGAGAACGAGGCAACUUUACAAGAUGAUAUUGUUCAAUGUGGGUUAUUAAAUAACGAAGAUGCGGAAGAGGAAAGGCAAUCGAAUCAUCGUUUGGAAAAUAGUAAAACAAAAGUGAAUAAAAGUGGAGAAGCUUUGUUUUCCAAAAAAAUUGCCACGAAUUUGGAUCUCGAUCUUCUUCAUGACAGUUGUUACAUAGCCAUAAUAUUAGGUAUGAGUAUCUCGUUGGUGGCGGAAACGAAUUUCAACGCGAUGAUACCUUUCGUCCUGGCCGAAUUGGCGAGCCUUGAUAGAACGUCGAUAGCUACUGUGCUAUCGAUUCAAGCUGUCGCGGAUAUCGCAGGACGACUUUGUGUGCCACUGUUAGCACAAAAAGCCGGCUGGACGUGCAGGAACCUUUACGUGAUAUCCCUGCUGGGAUCGAUUCUUGGAAGGACUAUUCUAUCGACAUGGGGUACUUCCUACAUCAUUGUGAUCGGAGUAUCCUUGAUUGUCGGAUUGGCUAAAGGAACCAAGGCUGUCUUCCAAGCUCUAAUUCUUCCCGAUUACGUACCAUUAGAGAGAUUGCCGUCUGCAUCCGGCAUUCAGAUGGUCUGCAACGGCAUCCUGUCUAUUAGCGUGGGACCAAUUAUUGGUUUAGUACACGAUUUAACAGACAGUUACGUAGGUGCACUGUAUUUUACAUCUCUUCUCAGCCUGUCCUGUGUUUUCUUAUGGUCCAUAAGUGGACUUUGGACUCCUCGUAAGAAUAUUUUAAAAUUGACUCAACGAAAUCCAGAAGAAAAUUCUCAAAAUGUUUAAAAUUAAUUUGAUAGCGUU